Messenger RNA from Hansenula anomala, 1491 nucleotides. Its product is annotated as ferric reductase family protein. NCBI's taxonomy places the organism in Eukaryota, Fungi, Ascomycota, Saccharomycetes, Phaffomycetales, Wickerhamomycetaceae. The coding region runs from base 1 to 1491 and encodes 496 amino acids. The record is from RefSeq and is a predicted model, not a curated record. Gene Ontology annotation, molecular function: oxidoreductase activity. The transcript has a single exon. Gene Ontology annotation, cellular component: plasma membrane.
AUGUCAGAAUUGAUAGAGUUGAUGAAGAGGCAUGGAAGUUCACAUUUCGCUAAUGUGAAAAUCGGUCAUUUCCUUUUCUUUUUAACAUUGUGUAAUGUUUUCGGGAUCUAUCUAUUCCACAAGGUUUAUUUAACAAAAUGGUCAAAAUCUGGUCGUUCAACAACUUUUAAAAGAUUGGUUUCUACUCCAAACUAUAUUAAGUUCAUUCUAUGGGUGGUGGUGAUACUGGGAUUAUGCUUUUAUAAAUUUAAACCAGCAGAGUUUAGUGUUUUCAUCAAGAGAUUGGGAAGAUUUGCCUAUAUAUUAUUGCCGCUAGAUAUAUUUUUGGCAUUUAAACCAAACCCAUUGCCAAAUAUUUAUUAUCUAGAAUUAGUAUUCCUUCAUAAAUGGAUUUCAAGAUUGAUUGUGUUGAUGUCUUUUAGUCAUGGUUUGUUAUUUAUUAUAAAAUGGAGUAAAGAGCAUACACUUUUCAAAAUAUUUACAUCGUUAAAUUUCCUUGGUGUUGUUCAAAUAUUGGGAUUUUUAACAAUUGUGACAAUUUCAUUGAAACCAAUAAGGCAUAGGUUUUACAAGGUUUUUUUCACAACUCAUUUGAUACUUGCUUGGAUAUCACCUUUUGUUUUACAAUUCCAUGCAAGACCAGGUGUAACUCUAUACAGUUUCAUCAUUGUUGUAUUAUUUAUUGCUCAGAUUAUCACCAAAAUAAGGAAAUCUAAAAACUCAAGGCUUAAAAUUAAAACUUCACCAGGUUCUUCCUUACAAGUGAUUAAAUUUCCUAAUGAUUUUGGCUCAUUCUUACCAGCUUCACAUAUAAGACUUUCAAAUUAUUCCAAACAGAAUAUUCUUACUUAUUUAUUAGUUACUCAUCCAUUUACAAUUUCUUCAUUACCAAAUGAAUCUUCCAUUAAAUUGGUUGUUAAAAAGACUUCAUUAACAUUAAGUCCUAAUAUUAAUUAUGCAAUUUCAAAUCCAUACCCUUCUUUGCAUUCAAAUUUUUUCAAAACUGCAGAAAACGUUUUAUUGAUAGCAGGUGGUUCUGGGAUUUCAUACACUUUAGGUUUAUACCAAAAUUUGAUUUCAAAUAAUUCAACAAAUGUCACAAUGAUUUGGGUAUUGAAGAACAAAUCAGAUUUGUGGAUUUUAGAUCAUUUCAAUGUUAGAAAAAUUGAUAUUUAUAUUACAUCAGAGACUCAAAAAACUGAUGAUGAUUAUGGUGCUGAAGAUGAACAAUUACUGGAAUCUUUACAAGAUGAUGAAUUUGAAUUGGAGGAUAUUGACCCAUUUGAUGAUAUUAAUGAAGUUACAAAUACUUCGUUGAAAACUAUCAAAUUUGGUAGACCAAAUUUAAACAUUUAUGCUGGUUGUGUUAAUCAAUUUGAUAAAGCUAAUAAUUGGGUAAUUAGCUGUGGAACUAAAAGUUUGAAUGAUGACUGUUCGAAAUGGGCUUCUUCACUAAAAGCUAGGUUUCAUAGUGAAAUUUAUGAGCUAUGA